Messenger RNA from Bipolaris oryzae ATCC 44560, 1236 nucleotides. RefSeq lists its product as uncharacterized. The transcript has 5 exons. Gene Ontology annotation, biological process: phospholipid biosynthetic process. The coding region runs from base 1 to 1236 and encodes 411 amino acids. Lineage: Eukaryota; Fungi; Ascomycota; Dothideomycetes; Pleosporales; Pleosporaceae. Gene Ontology annotation, cellular component: membrane. The record is from RefSeq and is a predicted model, not a curated record. Gene Ontology annotation, molecular function: phosphotransferase activity, for other substituted phosphate groups.
AUGGUGUACAUUCGACAGGACAAGCUGCCCAAGCUCAAAGAGUACAAGUACUCGGGUGUGGAUCACAGUCUUCUCUCACAAUAUGUGCUGAAGCCCUUCUACACCAAUGUCGUCAUCAAAUGUUUUCCCAUGUGGAUGGCGCCGAAUCUUAUCACGUUGACUGGAUUCAGCUUCGUUGUCAUCAACUUCCUUACUAUGCUAUGGUAUACGCCGACUCUAGAUCAAGAUUGCCCAACAUGGGUGUACCUCAGCUGGGCUGUUGGCCUUUUCCUGUACCAGACAUUUGAUGCUGUCGAUGGAAGCCAAGCCCGCAGAACUCGCCAGAGCGGCCCUCUUGGUGAAUUGUUUGAUCAUGGAGUUGAUGCGAUAAACACUACACUGGAGGUGCUGCUGUUCUCUGCAGUCAUGAAUCUCGGCCAAGGAUGGAAGACAGUUCUUACGCUCUUUGCCUCAUCAUUGACAUUUUAUGUCCAGACUUGGGACGAGUACCACACGCAUACCCUGACGCUUGGUAUCAUUUCAGGGCCAGUAGAAGGUAUCGUCAUACUGUGCAUUGUGUACGCCUCGACAGCCUUUCUUGGUGGUGGUAGCUUCUGGCAACGCCCCAUGCUUGCGACUUUGGGCAUCAAGCAAUUCGAGUUUAUCCCGGAUGCUCUGUACAACAUGGCAUGGAAUGAAUGGUACAUGGUUCAAGGAGGAUUUGUGCUGGUGUUCAACACCUAUCACAGCGCCUUGAACGUCAUGAAAGCGCGCCGCGCACGUGGUCAGAAGACACGCGUUGCCCUACUUGGACUACUUACCUUUGCGGGCGCCUGGAUCCUGAUACCUGCCUACUUGUACCUUCAGCCCGUCAUUCUGCACCACCAUCUGGUACCGUUCGUUUUCUACGCCGGUUUGAUCAACGCCUACUCGGUUGGAAGAAUGAUCAUCUCCCAUCUCACAAAGUCGCGUUUCCCAAGGGGCAAUGUACUCAUUUACCCUCUAAUCUUCGGAGUUGUUGACUCUCUUGGACCCUGGCUGCAAGAAAACUUUGGUGUGGGCUGGCCGAGUGCUCUAGGUAACGACGUUUACCAAGUAGCAUUCGUCUUCAUGUGUCUAGGACUCGCUAUCGGAGUGCAUGGAAGCUUCAUUGUGGACGUCAUCUGGACUAUAUGUGAUUACCUCGACAUCUGGUGUCUUACUAUCAAGUACCCAUAUCAGCCAGUGGCGGAAAAUCAAGAAAGGAAGAGUCAGUGA